AAGUUAUGAGCACACAGGAGACACCAACGGUCAACAGUCAAGAUCGCUCUUUUUUCUCUCUCUUAAUCGAAAAUGGCUUGCAGCAUCUCCACUCAAUCCGCGUUCAACCUCAAGCAUUCCAAGUCACACUCCUCACUACUUCAUCAACCCAAGAAAUUGCAAACCCUCUUCGCAAAGCCACCUUCAAAGGUUUCGUUCAACCCACUCUCGGAUGGUUCGUUUGAAAGCCAUCGAGUGUUCAAGAAGAGGGGCCUGCUUGCUGGUGGCGCCUUUACAUGGAAGGUUCGAGCCUCUGCAGGGGGAGAAGCAAAGCCGCUUGAUUCUGAAACAGCACAUCAAGAAUCCUUCUCCUGGUCUUCUGUUAUUCUUCCGUUUCUUUUUCCAGCCUUGGGAGGCUUGUUAUUUGGUUAUGACAUAGGUGCAACCUCUGGUGCCACCAUAUCAUUGCAGUCUCCUGAUCUUAGUGGCACAACUUGGUUCAACCUGUCAGCCAUUCAGCUAGGCCUUGUGGUUAGCGGUUCCCUUUAUGGAGCUCUUCUUGGUUGUCUUCUGGUUUUCCCAAUUGCAGAUUUUCUUGGGAGGAGGCGAGAACUCAUCAUAGCAGCCCUACUAUAUGCGCUUGGUGGCUUUAUCACCAGCUAUGCUCCAGGCCUUGGGGUUCUUUUAGCAGGUCGGCUUCUAUAUGGUCUUGGUAUUGGCCUGGCUAUGCAUGGGGCUCCUCUUUAUAUUGCAGAGACUUGCCCAUCUCAGAUUCGUGGGACUCUAGUAUCAUUAAAAGAACUUUUCAUAGUUUUAGGCAUUCUGUUGGGUUACUUCGUGGGUAGCUUUCAGAUUAAUGCAGUUGGAGGGUGGCGUUACAUGUAUGGUGUCAGUGCUCCUCUUGCUCUGAUAAUGGGACUAGGCAUGUGGAGUCUCCCUCCAUCUCCACGCUGGCUACUUCUCCAGGCAGUUCAAGGUAAAGGAUCUAUACAGGAGUACAAAGAGAAGGCUGUCCUUGCAUUGAGCAAGUUGAGGGGUCGACCUGCUGGUGACAUGGUGUCUGAGAGGCAAAUAGAAGACACCAUCGGCUCUCUGAAGUCUGCUUAUAUGGAUGAAGAAUCAAAAGGAAGUUUCUUGGAAGUAUUUCAGGGACCAAGCUUGAAAGCAUUCAUAAUUGGUGGAGGGUUAGUCCUCUUUCAACAGAUAACAGGACAGCCAAGUGUUCUAUAUUAUGCUGGUCCUAUCCUCCAGAGUGCUGGAUUCUCUGCGGCCUCUGAUGCUACUAGAGUUUCAGUAGUGAUUGGGCUAUUUAAGUUGCUGAUGACAGGCAUUGCCGUCCUAAAAGUUGAUGAUAUUGGGAGAAGACCCUUACUGAUUGGAGGUGUCAGUGGACUUGCUCUAUCCUUGUUUCUUCUUUCUGCUUAUUACAAAAUCCUUGGAGGGCUUCCUUUUGUUGCUGUUGCUGCUUUACUCCUUUAUGUUGGCUGCUACCAGAUAUCAUUUGGACCUAUCAGUUGGCUUAUGGUAUCAGAGAUAUUUCCACUUCGUACAAGAGGAAAAGGGCUUAGUCUUGCAGUUCUUACAAACUUCGGUUCAAAUGCUGUCGUAACCUUUGCUUUCUCACCAUUAAAGGAGCUGCUGGGCGCAGACAACCUUUUCCUUCUUUUCGGGGCGAUAGCUUUGGUGUCACUUGCAUUUGCAGUAAUCUUUGUACCAGAAACAAAAGGAUUGAGCUUGGAAGAAAUAGAAUCGAAAAUCUUGAAGUGAGAGCCACAACAGGCAGAGUUUUUCAAGCUCCCAUUACCAAAAACUUGAGUUAAUCUGUCGACAUGCUUCUCAGCGUAGCUGUGGGGUGUGGUCUCUGUACCAAGUCCCUCUAAAUCUAUUGUGUUGCUCUGCAACUAUUCUCGUCCUAUCAAUAUAAAAGAAGAGAAAUUCCAUUUCUCUCUAUUAAGAAAGUUGAAGUGGUUGCAUGCAAGCUGAUUUCUUUCAUCAGAAAUCUGAUCAAAAUUUCCUGUAUAUGGCAGACCGAUUUGUGUUCUAAAUUUGGGAUCUGUUGUUUAACAAAAUGUAUUGAAAUUCAAUUUAAAAAUGAGCAAACAAGUAGCCAACUUUGCAUGGUU
Molecule: messenger RNA, 2102 nt
Organism: Diospyros lotus (date-plum)
Lineage: Eukaryota; Viridiplantae; Streptophyta; Magnoliopsida; Ericales; Ebenaceae
Product: D-xylose-proton symporter-like 3, chloroplastic
Exons: 14
Coding region: 73-1746 (557 amino acids)
Biological process (GO): transmembrane transport
Cellular component (GO): membrane
Molecular function (GO): transmembrane transporter activity
Source: RefSeq, a predicted model, not a curated record